Molecule: messenger RNA, 15878 nt
Organism: Trichoderma harzianum CBS 226.95
Lineage: Eukaryota; Fungi; Ascomycota; Sordariomycetes; Hypocreales; Hypocreaceae
Exons: 10
Coding region: 1-15765 (5254 amino acids)
Biological process (GO): amino acid activation for nonribosomal peptide biosynthetic process; secondary metabolite biosynthetic process
Cellular component (GO): cytoplasm
Molecular function (GO): catalytic activity; phosphopantetheine binding
Source: RefSeq, a predicted model, not a curated record
AUGGCUCAUCAAGAGAAAAUCCGUACCUGGAUCGAAGCAUUCGAGUCUAUGACGCGAGAGUGCGCUCAAGUCGGUACGCUAAAACCGCUGGCAUGCCUCAGCGAUUAUCCACUUCUGCCAUACGACUAUGAGAUUUUGGACAACGUAAUACAGAAAGUUGCGCCUCAAUGGAAGCUCCUGGGCGUGGACGAGAUCGAAGACAUUUACCCUUGCUCACCCUGCCAAGAGGGCAUGAUCAUUAGUCAGAUUCGACAUCCCGACAGAAACCUUUACAACCACGAGACUACGUGGAAAGUUACCCCGUCUGAUGGAAGGGUUGUGGACCCUAGCAGACUGGAGGCAGCCUGUCGUAUUGUCAUCCAGCGACACCAAAUAUUGCGAACAGUCUUUUGCGAGGCCGGGGGACAACAUGUACCCUUUGUCCAGGUUGUCUUCAAAGAUGCUGCCUCGCUCAAGAUUCAGGUCUCUAGGUCGGAUCUCUCAGCCUACGACACCGCAAUCCCAGCACCCAAAGUCGUUGAUCCUACCAGGUUUCCCUAUCAUUUGGCUGUUUGCGAGUCUCCUGAUGGCGUUUCUUGCAAGUUCGUCAUCAAUCAUGCCUUGCUUGAUGGCUCUUGUCUGAGAGUCUUGAUACGCGAGUUGUCACUUGUAUACGACCAGAUAUCCCUACCAACGCCACCUCUAUUCAGCAGCUUCAUUAACUAUUUAUUAACAAACCCCACCGACGAUUCAUAUGCUUAUUGGAAUUUCCGAUUGGAUGGAAUAAGUUCAUCCCAUUUCCCAAGCCUGAAUGACUGUGAUGAAUCCGGCUCUACACCUGGUAGGCUUGACAUUGCAAUCCCUGACGACCAGGUUGCUGCGCUGCGGAGGUUCUGCAGAGAGCAUGGCGUUACUAUUGCCGCUGUUAUGAGCACCGUAUGGGCCCUGGUACUUCAGACCUACAUUGGAAACGAUACAGAGACAGUCUGCUUCGGCUACAUGGCAUCUGGUCGAGAUGUUCCGGUACCUUAUGUCCAUGAAUUGAUGGGACCUCUUCUGAACAUGCUUGUCCAAAGAGUCGACCUUCAGCCGUCUACGAAAGUCGCAUCUCUUGUCCGCAGUGUUUACGAUGGCAUUCUGGGUAACCUACCGCACCAAAAUUGCUCGUUGGCAAAAAUUCAGAGUGGCCUGGGCCUUGGAGGACAAAGUCUCUUCAACACAUUGGUAAAUGUACAAAAGGUCUCUUCAGUAUACGAGACCGACACAUUGCCUGCUAUUAAUUGGGAACUUGUUGGAGAGGGAGGCCCAGCUGAGUACGAUGUUAUUUUCGGUGUUGUGGACUCUGAUGAGGGCAUCAUGGCUGAUCUUCUUUUCUGGACAUCAUGCAUUUCUGAAGCGCAAGCCGUAGAUCUCCGAGCGACUUUGUUACAGACUCUAAGCUCUCUUUUAGAGAGCUCUGGCAAAUCAACGGUCAGCGAGAUUCAGGUUUUUUCAGAAAGCCACGGCCGUCAGCUCCAUUCAUGGAACGCACAUAACCCGCACAUCGUGGAGUCGUGUCUACAUCAACUAUUCGAAGAGCAAGUUGCUAUUCACCCAGAUGCUGCAGCAAUUAGUACUACAAGCACAGAAGCAAACUGGACCUAUGCGCAGCUAAACGAUGUUUCGACAAGACUAGCUGCCCAUCUCCAGACUUGUGGAGUGGAAACGGGCAUGGCUUUGCCGUUUUGCUUCGACAGGUCACCAUGGACUGUUGCUAGCAUGCUUGCCAUUCUUAAAUCUGGAGGAGCUUGUGUUGCUCUUGAUCCGUCCUAUCCGAUCCAACGACUGAAAGAUAUCAUCAGAAUAACGGGAGCAAGAAUAGUCGUGUGUGAGGACAAAUAUACUGAGCUAUUUGAAGGUCUGCCAGACCUAAUGAUAGUUUCGGUCAGCCCAGACCUUUGGGAUCGCAUCCCACAGGUUGACGGGUGCACCUCAUCAGUUAUGCCGAGUGAUCCCGCCUUCGUCAACUUCACUUCUGGAACUACGAUAAACAAGCUCGAAGUCAAUUGGGCUUAUCUUACCCCCACUGUUGCGAGUCUUCUUGAUCCAUCGGAAGUUCCAAGUUUGAAGACUAUUUGCCUUGGCGGAGAACCGGUACUUGAUACUCUGGUGACGAAGUGGAUAAACAAUGCCACAUUGGUCGCGACAUAUGGUCCUUCUGAAUGUUCAAUCGCCAUCUCUCGAUCCAUAGUGCGUGGCUUCGGGAAUGGACAGCUCGGUCCUGCCUCGGGUGGUCUUCUCUGGGUCGUCAAUCCAGUGGACCAUAAUAAGUUGGUACCUCUUGGAGCUCCUGGCGAGCUGCUCAUUGAAGGACCGCUGGUGGCUUGGACGAAAGAUUUCCCAGUGUCUGGCAUCGCACAAGCUGGACGACGUAUGUACAAGACGGGAGACAUCGUCCGUUUCAACAAGGAUGGAUCAAUGACUAUGUUGGGCAGGAAAGCUGAAGAUGCCCAGGCCAAAAUCCACGGACAGAGAGUUGAUCUUGGAGAAGUGAGCCAUCACAUCACUGCGAGCGAUAUGGUCAAGCAUGCGGUAUGCUUCGUUGCGAAGAAAGGCCUGUUUGCUAACAGAUUGACGGCAAUCAUCUCUUCUAUGGAUCUGGCAGACGCCAUAUUGGGGUUUGCUGAUCAGCCUUUGAACCUCCAGGAUGGUCCAGAGGCGCGUGAGAAAAUCUCAGAUCUUCGCCAUUGGCUCGAGGAUCGCGUCCCGAGCUACAUGAUGCCGCGGUCGUGGAUUUUGCUGGAAAAGGUUCCCGUCACGCUGAAUGGCAAAUUGAAUCGCCGUGUUCUUCUCCAAUGGCUUGAAUCUGUGGAUAACGACACAUACGAGAGCAUACUGACGCUCAACAAUGAUGACGAAACAAAUGCAUUGGCCUGGUCAGGCUCCCUUAGCCCAAUGGAAGAGAGUCUGGCCAAAGCGUGGAGCCAUGUUCUCAAUGUUCCAGAGGGACAAAUUAGUGUCAACCAAAGUUUCUUCAGCCUUGGAGGAGAUUCUAUUUCGGCGAUUAAGGUAUCUUCCAGAUUGCUCAACGAAGAUAUCCAAGUAUCCAUGCAUGAUAUUCUACAUUAUCGUACCCUAGCCGAAAUCGCCAAAAGAGCAACACGGGCCAGCUCGGCUCCCAACGGCGUUCAAGCACAAGUUGGUGCAACCGAUGCACCAUUCUCACUGCUAUCGCGACGUUUAUCCAAUUCACAGUUUGAGAAGUUAGUGGCCAAGGUUGCAUCCAAUCUCGAAGAUGUUGGCACAAAUAUGGACAGUGUCGAGGAUAUUUAUCCCUGCUCACCCAUGCAAGAAGGUAUCUUGUUUAGCCGUGCUAGGCAGGACGGCCUCUACGAUUUGAUCAACGAUUUCAAAAUCGUCUCCCGCACAAGCACUGAGCCUGUCAGCCUGGAGCGAUUUCGCCAUGCUAUCGACCUUGUCACAGCGCAGCAUCAGUCGCUUCGUUCUUUCUUCGUUGAAGGCGACGAUGCAACCCCGUAUGUGCAAGUGGUUAAGAAAAUGGUAGAAGCUCCCGUUGUUUGCAUCAGUUCCUCUAAUUCACAGGAGCCUUUUGAGGAUGUGGUCGUGGAUUCUAUUCCACUACAUGGGCUUGGCUACCGGUUCGUCCUCUGUCAAGUCUUACCCACGGGAGACGUUUACGGUAGACUUGAGAUCAACCAUGCCUUGAUCGAUGGACAAUCCAUGAAAGUCCUCAUCACAGACCUUCUGUUAGCAUACGAUGAGCAGCUGCCUCUCUCUCAUAGUCCACCACUUUACGGAGAUUUCAUCAAGUACCUUGAACAACUCUCGACGGAGAAAUCGCUGGAAUACUGGACUUCUGUUAUACGAGGCCUUGAACCUUGCAUCUUACCCUCGCUUAACAAUUUGCAAGAUCAGAAUAUGUGCAAUGAAAUUGAUGAAAUCUUGGAUCCACACCUUACAGAAUUGAUCUUCCAAUUUUGUAGGAACUAUGACACCACGAUUGCCACUGUGAUCAGUGCUGUUUGGGCACUCGUGUUGCGGGCAUACGCGGGCAUGGACACAGUUUGCUUUGGCUUACUGACAUCCGGACGAGCAAUUCCGGUGCCACAAGCAGAAUCUAUCAUCGGGCCCUUGAUUACUAUGAUGGUCUCGCGAGUCGAUAUGAAUGCAGAGAUGCCGAUUCUUGAAAUGAUACGCAACAUACACGAUGGUUUCCUAAACGGAUUAGAGCACCAGCAUACUUCUCUUGCCGCAGUACAGCAAGCUUUUGAUGAGGGCAGGCAACGCGGGAAAAUGUUCAAUACUGUGGUGAACGUGCUUAAAGGUGACGUCGCAGCUGCUGAGGAAUCGCCAUCUAGCAUCAAGCUUGAGGUUAUGGACGCCAGCGGUCCAACUGAAUACGAUGCUUCUUUAGACGUUAUACAUACGGAUACAAAUAUCUCCUUGAGUUUCAGCUAUUGGACAAACUGUCUAUCGAACGAACAAGCCAAGCUCAUGCAGCAAACCUUGUUACAUGUUCUGGAAAGCCUUGUCCAGGGAGCCUCUGGCAGAGUGGGCGACCUCGAUAUACUGAGCGAAGCUCAUAAGUCUCAUAUUAUGCAGUGGGCCAGUGAGAUGCCUCCGACAAACUACUCUUGUGUCCAUGAGCACGUGGAGAAAAGGGCUAAGAUGCAACCUGAUGUAGACGCCAUCGUCACAUCGGAUCUGAGCAUCACAUACGACGAAUUGGAGAGACUCUCUUCUCUUCUUGCAGCCCAUCUUGCUUUCUUGGGUGUCAGACCUGAGGUGAUGGUGCCUUUCUUCUUCGACAAAUCGCCUUGGACUAUUGUGGUGAUGUACGCCAUCUUGAAAGCAGGCGGCUCUUGCGUGGCCCUCAGUCCAGAGUUUCCUGAUUCAAGACUUACUAAUAUGAUUGAGGCUACCGAGGCAACGCUUGCUAUUUGCGACUCAGAAUACGUGGAUAGGCUCCAAACAUUAAUACCAACAGCGGUGCCCAUCGACACAUCAGUGUCUACGGCCAAUGCUAUGAUGAGUCGCUUCGAAGCCCUUUCUGGCACAAGUCCGUCUCAGGCAAAGCCAUACCACCCAGCUAUUAUCGCAUUCACAUCAGGCUCCACUGGAACACCUAAAGGUAUCAUCUUGACUCAUGCUUCAAUGAGUACCAGCAUGUUUGCACACGGACCUCUAGUUCAAAUGUCUGAAUCUAGCCGUGUUCUCCAAUUUUCUUCGUACACUUUUGACGCCAGCUUGGAAGAGAUAUUUACCACCCUUGCCUUUGGAGGUACAAUUUGCGUUCCAACCGAGUACGAGAGAAUGAACGAGUUACCAGCGUUCAUCAAGGCUCAUCGUGUCAAUUUCGCUGCUUUGACGCCUACUGUGGCGUCAUUACUUAAUCCAGAAGAGCUCCCGCUGAAGACAGUUGAUAUAGCUGGUGAGGUGGUUCCCCAAACGUUGGCCAGCAAAUGGGCGACCCAUACAAACUUGGUUGUUACGUAUGGACCCGCAGAGUGUUCCAUCAUCAGCUCCGGAAUGCUAGUUGACCCAAAUCAUGUCCAAAAUGGUACUCUUGGAAAGCCUGCUGGUACCCUGAUGUGGAUAGUUGAUGCCAAUGACCACAACAAGCUGGUUCCUAUUGGUUGCGCUGGCGAGAUUCUUAUAGAAGGACCUCUACUGGCGCGUGGAUAUAUCAACAAGGACCAGACAGAGAAAUCUUUCAUAUUUGAUCCUUGUUGGACGCAAAUGUGCCCUGUCUCUGGUGCUGGUGAUCAGCGUCGAUUAUACAAAACAGGUGACUUGGCCCGAUAUGAGCCCGAUGGAUCCAUCAUCUACCUUGGACGAAUGGAUUCCCAAGUCAAAAUCCACGGACAACGAGUUGACUUGGGCGAGGUUGAGACAGCCCUAUGGAGUCAUGGAGUGAGCCAGUCAACUGCAAUGGUUCCCAAAAAUGGACAUUUUACCAAGAAGUUGGUCGUGGUAUUCUCAAAGAGCAAUGCCUCCUCGGCCUCUGGGCGCAUUCUCGAGGUCAUGACAGAUGACGAUGUUGCAACUCACGUGGCAGAACUGCGAAAAGGUCUACAAAUUGCCCUACCCGGAUACAUGUUACCUCGCGUAUGGGUUCCUGUUGAAGCUCUCCCCCUAAAUCCAAAUGGAAAGCUGGACCGUCGCGCGGUUGGGCAGUGGCUAGAGAGAUUGGACGAAGAAGCCUGCGAGCGCAUUCUUGCGCUUGGUAACUCUCUCAAACCGGCCUCUGAGCUUACAGAAAUCGAGAAACUCCUAGUCUCUCCCUUCUUCAGCCUCGGAGGAGACAGUGUCUCUGCCAUACGAGUGGCAUCGCAGCUGAGAUCUCAGGGUAUACAUCUAGCUGUUCAUGAUAUUUUCCGUCAUCGUACCGUGUCAGCACUGGCGGAACUUAUUACCAGUGAAAAUCCCAAUUUAGCUGGAGCCAUUGGCAAAAUCCAGCCCUUCGCUUUAACGCCGUCACAGCUCAUGCAGCUCAGAAGCCACGCGGGACCGACCAGCACUGUUGCUCGGAAAUUAAUCGCGAAACUCAAAAGGAGAGUAGAUUUCGAUGAAAUGAACGCUGCUUUCAAGACACUUAGUGAGCGGCAUCCCAUGCUAACUGCUCACUUUGAGCGCGAUUCGAGCGGUACUUGGUCGCAAAGAUUAGUGGACACACCAGGAAAUCUCUUGGAGCUUGGCCAUCUGCAUGCGACAUCGCUUGAAGAGGCACAGUCGCUAUUCUUGUCCAUGCAACAUGACUUGGAUAUUGCGAAAGGUCCCCUUGUGGCGGCAAGUCUGGUCGAUAUCGAAUCGGUGGACACCGAAAGCAGUCAAUUACUGAUCUUGGCCAUGCACUCUCUCAUUGCAGACGAUGCAUCAUUACGGGUCAUAUUAGAAGAUCUGGAAACUCUGCUAUUGCAUGCACCUGCUGGCUGUAGCCCAGCGUCAUUCCAAGAUUGGGCUCUUGCACAGUUCAAUAACUCUCAGCGAAAGCUUUCUAACAAUAGUUUUGCUGCAAUAUUAGGCACAGCUCAGACUAAUUUUAUGGAUUACUGGGGCAUGCAACAUCAUCCCAAUACUCACAGUUGUAUCAAAACCUCAGAAAUCUCAAUUGAUCCCGACACAGCAUCACUUCUUCUCGGAAAAGCCAAUCUGACACUGAGAACAGAAGCUGUUGAAAUACUACUGGCUGCGCUCUGUCACUCCUUCACAAACACUUUCACUGACCGCCCUCCACCGAAGGUGUUUUGUGCUAGUAAUGAUAGAGAUGGAGAAGCCGAUGACAGUAACAUUUCUAGCGCUGUUGGGUGUUUUACGACCAUAUCGGCUGUAUGCGCAGAGGAGAAUUACACGACAGCGCCUGUCAGCAGCGAUCUUGAAACACGGAUAGUCCAAACUCUGAGAUGCGUCAAAGACCAGCGUCGCUUCGCCCAUCACAACGUUACGGGACUUGAAGAUAUGGAGGUGUUCUUGACCUAUACUAAAAAAUCGUGUCUUGAAACCGCGUUGUUCCAGGAGAUGCCUUGUGUCGAAGGCAACGAUAUUUCUGAGCACCAGACAAGAAAAUCUUUGUUCGAGGUGUCUGCGGAAGUCAUUGAUGGACAAAUAGAUAUCAGAUUCCAUUAUCAUGAGAACAUGGCACGCCAAAGCGACAUCUUUGCCUGGAUCCAAGCAUUCGAAGAUCUACUUCGAUCCUCUGCUUCGGGGUUGGCUCAAGCUUAUCCUGUGCCUACACUAUCGGAUUUCCCUCUUUUGGACGUCGAGGACUAUGCGUCUCUUGACAAUUUGGUGGAGCGCUGCAAAUCUCAGGCGCAGAUCUCUGAUAUAUCCUUGAUUGAAUCUAUUCAUCCCUGCUCACCAAUGCAAGAAGGAAUUUUGCUGAGUACUUUACGAUCAGCUAGUAUUUACGAUGGGCAAGAAUUCUGGAAGGUGCUCCCGAAAUCUCCCAGCGCAGACUUGGACAUACUCAAGCUUAAAGCAGCCUGCGAAAGCGUCAUUGCCCGCCACGAUAUACUCAGGACUCAUUUCGUUGAGGCUCACCACGGACGUUCAGCUUUCCUUCAAGUUGUUCUUCGAGCAGUGAAUCAUCCAGUUCAAUUGGCAACUUUUGACGAUUUUGAUGACUUGACGCAUCAGCCACUGCCACAACUACAUCAAGCAGGCAUCCUUCCAUACAUCUUUACGCUAUGCGAGUUGGCAACUGGUGACGUUUAUUUGCGUCUCGACAUUAGCCACGCGCUUUCUGAUGGCGUUUCAACCGGAAUUCUGAUGCGGGAUCUUCUGCUGGCCUACGAUGGUAAACUCUUGCCAGCAGGACCAUCCUACAGAAACUACAUAUCUCAUCUUGAGUCUCAGUCCGGAGAACUGACACUUCAGUUUUGGCAAGACAAUCUCAAAGACGCAACACCAUGCCAUUUCCCUCUGCUUAACGAAUCCGGGGUUGGCAGUUCACCUAUUCACCGGAGCACCGAUGUGCCGCUUUCUAUUCAGCAAAAGGACGAAGUGCGAGAAUUCUGCAAGUUGCAUAGCACGACGCUGGCAAACUUUAUGUCCGCAAUCUGGGCAAUGGUUCUGCCAUGUUUUUCCGAUGCGUCUUCUGAUACGGCUACUUUUGGUUACCUGGCAUCGGGUCGCGAUAUUGCACUUCCCGGAGUCGAUGAUAUCCUGGGUCCGAUGAUAACCAUGCUGAUUCGCAGCGUCAAUGUUAGCCCCGAAACCACAGUCUUAGGCCUCAUUGAGGAAAUGCAGCAAGACUUCAUUAAAAGCUGGCCGUAUCAACACUGCUCCCUCGGCGAGAUUCAUCACGCUUUGGGACUUAGUGGUACGCCGCUCUUUAAUACCAUUGUCAACCUAGGUCAUGCUGGUGGCUUCAAAAAGCCCCAGGACAUGCCAGGUGAUAUUCUCUUUGUGCCUGAAAAUGUUCAGAGCCGCAGCGAGUACGAUAUUGCUUUCAACAUUCUAGACUCUGACGAAGGCUUCUGGCUCACACUUAGUUACUGGGAUCGCUGCCUCUCUGAGGCACAGGCCAUCGUCCUUUCGCACACUAUCCAGGCAGCGAUUGCAUCUGUUCUCGAAAAGCCAGAACAAUGCAUUUCUGCUGUGGAUUUGGUGGACGAUUUCCACACUCAAAUGAUGCAGUCCUGGAAUGCGGAUAUCCCUGAGCCAGUAUUUGACUGUAUCCACCUUGCCUUCGAGAGGCAGGUCAAAUUGCAGCCAGAAGCUCCUGCCGUCUGCUCCAGUGAUCCGAAGAUAUCGAUCUCGUAUAAGCAACUGGAUUCUAUGACCGAUAAUCUGGCGUCCUCUCUACGAGAGAUUGGGGUGGGACCAGAGUCACUUGUGCCUUUCUGUAUGGAUAAAUCCCCAUUCACACCAGUAGCCAUGAUCGCGAUUCUCAAAGCCGGCGGCGCUUGCGUUGCCCUUGAUCCGAACCAGCCAAUUGAAAGACUUCGGAGCAUUAUCGAAGCUUCAGGAGCCAAGGUGGUAUUGGUAGCACCGCAGCACAAGGAUCUGCUUGCCAACAUUGUCCCCCAUAUCGUCCUCGUUGGGGAAGAAUCUCUACGCAACCUUGAAGGUUCCGCCAAGGCUCUUCAGCCUACUGCAGCAGCUUCCCCAGCAAAUCACACCAACCCAGCUUUUGUUAUCUUCACUUCUGGGAGCACAGGAACUCCUAAAGGAAUCGUAGUUGAACAUGGCGCGUUUUGUUCAAGUGCGCGAUCUCAUGCCCCAAUUUUGGGCCUACACAGCGGUACUAGGGUCCUGCAAUUCGCAUCUUACACAUACGAUCUGAGCAUCGCCGAGACUUUCACAACAUUGAUGGUGGGUGGGUGCAUCUGCGUGCCUUCUGAGUACGACAGAUUGAAUCGGUUGGCCGCAGCUAUCAACGCAAUGUCAGUCGAAUGGAUGUUCCUUACCCCGACUGUAGCAGCUUUGCUACAGCCCGAGCAAGUACCUACCGUGAGGACUCUUGUUCUUGGAGGAGAGCAUGCGACUCACAACAACUUCUCAACCUGGGGUGGUAGGCCGGGCAUAUGUCUCAUCAACAGUUACGGCCCAGCAGAGUGUUCUAUCUGGACAAACGCGAAUGUUGGUGUCAAACCGACGUCAGAUAUUUCCAACCUGGGGCGCCGACUCGGCUGCUCAUUAUGGGUAGUUGAUCCCCGCAAUCAUCAUCGUCUUUUCCCAAUGUACGCCAGAGGUGAACUGGUCAUUGGUGGGCCAACUCUGGCAAGAGGCUACCUUCACGACCCAGUCAAGACAGAUGCAGCUUUUAUUCAACCGCCAGCCUGGUACACCGAUGACAGUGGUACAGAGCAACGACUUUACAAAUCGGGUGAUCUUGUGUAUUAUAACUUGGAUGGAUCCCUCUCUAUUCAAGGCCGCAAGGAUACACAGGUCAAAGUUCACGGACACCGAAUUGAACUUGACGAUAUUAAUCAUAAUAUGGCUCGUAUCCCGCUAAUUGAACAUGCAAUGGCCCAACUUCCACGUUCAGGGCCACUGGAAGGUCGUCUGGUUGCAGUAGCAUCAUUGAAAGAAGACAGACCUCUGGCCAGUUCUCCUCAGCAAAUUCUCAAGAUUAUCAGCGACUCUGGCCACAUGCCGCAGGUAGCCACCAAGCUUGGACAGAUCAGAUCCGAGCUAGAAAAACAGCUGCCUAAGCAUAUGUUACCGACUGUGUGGGUUAUUGUUCAGAAGAUGCCUUUGCUCUCCUCUGGCAAGCUGGACAAGCGCACCGUUAAAGCUUGGUUGGAUUCGAUGGACGAAGAGAGCUUCAGCCAAAUAAAAGCAAUGUCAACUUCGGAUGCGGUGUCGCAACUAUCGCCACCUGAAAAUGACGUCGAAUUUCUUUUGCAAAAGGUCUGGUCCGAGGUAUUGAAGUGUGAACCUUCGACUAUUGGCGUGACAGUCAGUUUCCUUGGCUUGGGAGGCGAUUCUAUUUCUGCAAUGCAGGCGGUUUCCAAGGCACGCGCUGCUGGCAUGAACAUUUUCGUUCAGGAUAUCUUCAGGCUAAAGACAAUCCGAAAACUGGCUGAACAGGCUGGUGUGGCAGGAAGAGUUGACGAGCCCAUCGCUACGCCUGGCCGUUUUGGACUCCUGCCAGCCAAGGGACCACAACAACUUACCCGACUUGUGAAUGACUGCGCAUCAAUUUUACAUCUCGAUGGAACUGGUGCUAGUAUCGAAGAUAUCUUCCCCUGUUCUCCUAUGCAAGAAGGUAUCUUAAUCAGCCAGGCUAGGUCACCAGAUCGCUAUCAUGUUAGAGCUUUGUUCGAGGUCUUGGUCCAGUCUACGGAAUUAGUCGACGUGGACAGACUUGAACAAGCCUGGAUUAAGGUGGCUCAGCGACACCAGGCAUUGCGCUCCGUAUUUUUAGAGGAGUCUUUUGGUGGAGAGAACAUGCUUCAAGUUGUGUUGGACCGAGUCACCGUCCCAGUAUUGAAGCUGGAAUGCGAAAAGCUCGAAGACUUCACCGAAUCCACCGAGGUGAACCAAUAUGCCAAGGAUGGUCCCCCAUACCGCUUUUCCAUCUGCAAACUGCCAUCUGGCGUGGUCUAUUGCCACUUAGCCAUGACUCACGCCCUGGAUGAUGGCUCUUCAAUGCGCGCGCUGCUGCGAGAUAUUUGCCUGUCUUAUGACGACCUGCUCCCAUCGGGUGAUCCACCGCUCUACAGCAAUUUUAUUUCAUAUAUUCAGCGGCAGUCUAAAGAUGCUGGCCUCAAGUUUUGGGAAUCGUAUCUUAGUGGGGUUGCAACCUCUCACUUCCCGGCAUUGACGACGCGUGCCUCAGCUGAUCCAACUGAGGAUGGUAUCGUCGAGAGAUGGAUCGAAGGAGACAAGGCAAGCUCUCUCCUUCGGUUAUGCGAAGAGCACGACAUUACGAUUGCAGAUGUAUUCAAGACGGUUUGGGCCAUCGUUUUGCGCUCUUUUGUCGGCGCCGAUUCUGUUUGCUUUGGAUACCUUGCUUCAGGUCGCGAUGCUCCCAUCAAGGACGUUCACAACAUUAUGGGACCUCUCAUCAAUAUGCUGGUAUUCUAUGCCCAUGUUGAUAAAUCCAAGUCCCUCAUUGAACUCUGUAAAGAAGCAAAUGACUCGUAUCUCCAGGCACUACCACAUCAACAAUGCUCGCUCAAAGAGAUUUUACACGCUGUUCGGGGACCUGGACAAUCUGCCGCCCUUUUCAACACAGUUGUGAAUGUGCAGAAGGGAGUAACUGCAUUCUUUGCCGAUGAACAAGACUCAACAGCCCAUCGGACCAUCGAUCUUCGUAGUCGCAUCUUCCAUGACCCUACUGAGUAUGAAUUGAGCAUUGACAUUCAAAAUUUUGAGAGUUCAAUUGCUAUCUUGAUGAACUACUGGACUUCCCUUCUAUCAGAGGAGCAAGCCGAUCGGCUUAUCGAUCUUGUUCUUGACGUUGUUGAAAGUCUUCUAGACAACCCGAUGCAGACUGUCGGACAGCUUGAGCUAUGCACGAGCAAUGAUGCAUCUCUUUUGCAUAGCUGGAACAAUGCUCCACUGGUCGAGGAGGAGCGUUGUCUUCAUGAAGUUAUCGAGGAGCAAGUUGCUUCUAAACCCGAGGCCGUUGCUGUGGUCUCUGACGAAGGCUCUCUUACGUUUCAGGAAUUGGAUAGCAUGGCUAACAAACUUGCGCAUCAUCUCAAACAAUUAGGAGCAGGCCCUGAAACUAUUAUCCCGUGCUGCUUUGAGAAGUCUAUCUGGGCGAUUGUUGCCAUGUUGGGUGUGUUGAAAGCGGGUGCUGCAUGCGCCGCUCUCGAUCCAGCUCAUCCCCUGGAGCGACUGCAAACAAUUUUGAAGGAUACUGAGGCACCAUUCGUUCUCUCCUCUUCACUUCAAAUUGCUCUCGUGGCACAAACUGGUCUACAGGCGGUUGUUGUCACAGAGGAGACACUCAACAAGCUCCCUCCUUGUGCCUCUGCUCCCAGCACUGGUGUCAAGCCUGAUAACAAAGCCUUUAUUGUCUACACUUCUGGAAGUACGGGGACUCCAAAGGGUGCUAUACUUGAACAUCGUAACCUAUACGCAUCCUCUAGAGGAUUUGGUACGUUUGGAAUGAACAGCGAAUCCCGAGUCGCCCAUUUCUCUUCCUAUGCUUUCGAUGUUAGCAUCGGAGAGACGAUGCUCGCUCUGACACACGGCGCAUGUGUGUGCAUCAUAUCGGAGGAGGAUCGUCUUGGAGACCUGACGGCAGCGUUGAACAGACUCCAAGCGACAUUUACACAGUUGACCCCAACUGUGGUGCGCACCUUGGAGCCAAGCGAACUGCCCUAUAUGAAAACGGUAGUGACAGCUGGUGAGCUUCUGACAGACGACAUUAUUCACAAAUGGACCGACAAAGUUCGACUAUUCAACUCAUAUGGACCCUGUGAGUGCGCGAUCAAUUCGACCGGGAGCGAUUUGCUCAAGGCUGGUGCUCGGGGCGCUGUAAUCGGAAAGCCUCUACAGUCGAGGCUCUGGAUUGUCGAUCCCGAAAACGACCAACUGCUGGUUCCCCCAGGAGCCGUUGGUGAACUGGUAGUUAAUGGACCAAUUGUGGGACGUGGUUAUCUAAACAAUCCCGACAAGACCAAAGCUGCUUUCAUGGAAAUGCCGCGAUGGGCUACCGCCUCCUCGAACGCUGGCAGAUUCUAUAAGACGGGAGACCUGGCUCGUUGGACUUCUGACGGCAGCAUACACUACUUGGGACGCAAGGAUGUCCAGGUUAAGAUUCAUGGACAGAGGAUCGAGUUGGGCGAAGUGGAGUAUCGCAUCGCAGAGAAAGCAGGAUCUGCUUUCAAGGCUGUUGUGGCGGCCGUCCCCAAGGAUGGCAGACUGAAGCAGCGACUGGUAGCUCUUAUGUCUCUUGGCGACCAGAAGCUACAUCAAGGAGGGGGAUUUUCUGUUGUUGACGAUGCUGACCUUAAAUCGAGAUCAUUGGCAGAAAUUGCCGAUAUUAUUGAAUCGGUGAAGAAGAGUUUGCCGCGGCAUAUGGUGCCUAGUCUUUGGAUACCAGUCCAUGAUGUGCCCAAACUCCCUUCUGGCAAGACCAAUCGUCGCUUCAUUAACCAAUGGCUGGAUGAAAUCGACGAACAGCUGUACGCAGACCUGACUACGUCUUCCCAGUCGAGAGUUGUUCCGCCAAAGUCCGACAUGGAAGCAAUGCUUCAAAGAAUCUGGGGAGAUAUCCUUCAUCUCGAUGCGACGAGCAUCAGUACAGACCAGAGUUUCUUCUCUCUUGCUGGCGACUCUGUGCUGGCUAUGCAGCUCAUGGCCCGCUGUCGUGCUGAAGGUGUGACGGUGAAAGUGCGAGAUAUCUUCCAGUACACAACAAUUGCAGCCCUGGCACCUCGAUGUACUCGUGAUGUGGGUGGACCAAACUCUAUAUCAGAUGAUUAUAUACCGCAAACAACUCUCAUUGAAGCUGAGCAUGGGGACCUCGACUUUGAUGGCAUGUCAAACAUCGAAGCCGUCUACCCUUCCUCACCUAUGCAGAGCAGUAUUCUCGCUAUCCAAGAAACACAGAAGAAUGCAUGGUUUGCAAGCUUCAUAGUAGAGGCCGAACUGCCAUCUCAACACAGAUCGACUCGGAUGGAGGACCUCGCUAUGGGGUGGCAAAUGGUGGUUAAUCGUCACGCCGUACUUCGCACAGCUUUCAGAGCUGGAAAGCAGACCGGUCGGCAAUACCAAAUCGUGCUGAAAGAGUUUACAGCUCCUGUUUCCUAUAUCACAGAUGCUUUAUCAACUGAUCCUACGUCUAUUUUCAAUAUUUCGCCUGAUAUUCCGGACUAUGGACUGCCACCACAUCGCAUGGUUCUUGCAGAGACUAUGUCGGAGAAGCGUGUCUUCAUUCAGCUGCAGAUCAGCCACGCCUUGUAUGAUGCUGUGGGUAUAUCAGUACUAUGGCACGAUUUCCAAAUGGCAUACUCGAGUCUUCGAGGAGACGGCGUUGCUUUGGACAGCAUGCCUGUUUCUCCUUAUCGCGCCUUCAUUUCCUACAUUGAGGGUCUGCCCAAGCCAAGCGCCGUCGGCUUCUGGAAGAAUCACUUAGAGGGCAUUUCACCCUGCUUUUUCCCAUCCCUGCCCGAUGAACGAUCAAAUAGAGGCAUCAACAUGACAAGCACAACAUCUACGUCGAAUCCUCCUCUUCAUGGAUCAUUUAAUAGCAUCGCUGUCCCGAUUAAUCGGACCAGUAAGAUUCGCGCAUUUUGCAAAGAGCAGGCUGCUACAACUGCCAACUUAUUUCAGGCUGCUUGGGCUAUUGUACUCCGCCAUUUUACCAAGUCUGACGAUGUGAAUUUUGGAUUCAUGCUCUCCGGACGCGAUGCUCCCCUGCCCGAAGUCGAUACCAUCCUGGGCCCCCUAAUCAACCUUCUACCUUGCACGGUUAAAGCUAAUGGCCACCGGACACUGCAAUCCAUGUUACGGGCUUUGCAGUCUAACUAUGCUGAAACAUUGAUGAGUCAAAAUUGCUCUCUAGAAGAAAUCCGCGCAGCCGCGGGGAUUGACGGGCCAUUAUAUAACACAUUUCUGAAUAUGCAACGCGUGACCAAACAAUCGCCUUGCUCUCAGAGUAGUGUCCAAUUCAAUGAAGUUGAUGCGUUUAUGACAGACGAGUAUGCUAUCUCCGUCUACAUUUCGGAUGUCGGUGAUGACAUAUUCAUGGAAUUGUCAUAUUGGACAUCGGUUCUCACGGAUGAAGAUGCCCAGAUGAUAGGCCAAGCUAUACUUCGAGCACUAGAUGUCUUAUUCGCUGCUGACUCAACGGAUAGUCCGCUGAGUCUCAAGUUGUGAUGAAAUUAGGGGUCGUUGGAAUCCAGGUUCACGGUCGUUGCAUGAAUAUAGGAUAGUUAUUAUGGCAUUAACUCACUGAGUUGUAUGUCUCGAGAAUAUUACUUGUCACGAUC